Messenger RNA from Xyrichtys novacula (pearly razorfish), 4962 nucleotides. Lineage: Eukaryota; Metazoa; Chordata; Actinopteri; Labriformes; Labridae. The record is from the annotation of a GenBank genome assembly.
AUGAAGAGUCUGCAGACCAUCGGAGCGGUGUCUCUGCUGCUGCUGCUCAUGGGGGCUCACAUCGACGGGUACAAGCCGGUUAUCCUCGUCCACGGGGUGUUUGAGGGAACAGGUCAUUUUGAAAAAUUGACUGAAUUCAUUACACAGGUAGGACAGCUCAAAAGAGCUCAUGUGUGUACCUAGUUUUAUUGAAAUUUGUUUUAGAUUAUAGAGAAGAUAUUUGAUAUCACACUGUAAAAACACUGUUUUUGUCCUCAGUAAAAUAAAUUCUCCAUUAGAAGUGUUAGCAAACCAAAAAAGUGCUUGUAAUGCAACAAUAAGAUAAGCUAGAGUAUAAAUAAGAUGUUUUCAGAACUGAGAAUCAUAGAAAUUAUAACUUUAUGAAAUCUAGAAUAAACACAUUAUUAACUUUUAUGAAUAUAAUAUAUAAUAAUAUGAGAGUUAUGCAUUUCUAAACCCAGAAUUAAAGAGCUGCUGUUCUUUCUUUUGCAUUAGGUGUACUACAUUAUAAACUGUCCCUUUAUAAAUUUUACGCUUACUGCUUAUAACACUUCAUAAACAUUGCUAUAAGCUGUUAUGAAUAUUCACUUCCACUCAUAAGUACUGUAAUCAGGCCUUAUAGAUGCAUUUAAAGGGUUUUAUGAAUGUGCUUUUGAUGCAUGAUAGGAAGUGGGUUCAUAUUGUCCACACUGUCUCCUUCACUGCUGCUAUUAAACAAAAAUUGUCUUUAUUUUUUUCCUGUCACUAAAUAGUUUGUCUUUGAUUUUGGUUUCAACUAUGAGCUGUUUGAACUUGUCGAUUAACCUUUCUUUAGUUUAAACUCUACGCUGAGGAGGUAGAAAAAGAAGAAAGUGGAUUACGUUAUAAUCUGUAUUUUCAAAGAGUAUGGAGGUAAACGCCCCUGAAUGUUGACAUGUAGUGGGGUGAAAUUAUAAAAUAGAACUAAAUGAAAACAUGAAAUGAAAGAACGGGUGUCUUUGUCUUUGCAGGUGAGUCCUGUAAAAGAGUUCAUGUGAUGCAUCAUGAGAAGUCAUCAGUGAGAUAGAGAUUUAAUGAGUGAUUACUGCCUUUUCUCUGCUGUUCUCACUUUCUGUUUGUGUUUUUCUUUUUUUUUCAGGCGCAUCCAGGCACUGAGGUCCAUGUCAUCAGUUUGUUCAAUGACUUGCAGAGUUUAACGCCAAUGUGGAAGCAGGUCCGUGGCUUCAGGGAGAAAAUCAAGCCAAUCAUGCAGAAAUUUCCUGAUGGGGUUCAUCUUCUGUGCUACUCACAAGGUCCUCCUUCUCACUCAUAACACACUCAGCUGAACACUUUUGAGCUCCCGAGGAGAUGAAACAAUCCGAAGGGUCAUGCUUUGAUACUCAAUAUUUGUUAAGAUUGAUUACCCUUUGACCAUUUUUUGUCCCCUUUUUUCUAUCAGGUGGUCUAAUUUGUCGAGGGCUUCUCUACAAAACUGCACGCCACAACGUGGACACCUUCAUUUCACUGUCAUCUCCACAAGCUGGGCAGUACGGAGGUCAGAGGGCGUCCUUUUAUACUUUGAGCAUGUCAACAGUGUCAUUUUAGGACUCUAGUUGUAAAGGUUCUUUUAAAUUGACAGACAUUAAUGAUCUGAAAGCAAAAAUUAAUAAAAAAAGUUGUGAAAAUGAAUUUUUUAAAAUGUAAACGAACACAAUUUAAUGGCCUUCAAUUCAUUUAAACCCAAAAGACUGAGCAAUAUAUAUGAUUUAAAAAGAAAAAAAGUUAUUGGUUGAUAAACAAAAAAACUUGUGAAAUAUAAAAAAAUGGGGGAACAUCUCACAUCUAAAAUGAUGUUAACUUUCAACAGGCUAGUAACAGGACUAAUACAUCUCAAAACUGGGCAGUACGGAGGUCAGAGGGUGUCCUUUUAUACUUUCAGCAUGUCUACAUAACACUCACCCUUCAGGGAACAGUGUCAUAAAAAAAACUGUAAAAGAAUAAAGACUGGGAAAUAUAUCAGAUGUUUAAAGUAAAAAUUAAAGUUAUUACUCAAUGAAAAACUUUUGUAAUAUUGAAAAAAGGAAAAAGAUGGAGGAACAUCACCCAGCUACAGUUAUAUUAACUUUCAACAGGACUAAUGCAUUUCAAAGAGGCAGAAUGUUUUAUAUGUAAAGAUGUUAAGAGAUUAAUGCUCUGUGAGAGACUGUGUGAGCAAAUAGUUCAACAGUUUCCAACAAUGUUCAUGCAUUUAAAAGAAGUGUGUCGGUGGCAAAGUUAAAAGGAGAUCAUAUUUUCAAUAAAACUACAGUUUCAGUUCCAACAUUAUCACAAAGUCUUUGUACGGUUUUUAAUUAAAUUUAGACUUUAAAUGUUUUGCAAAACCCCAAAAUUCUGUUUCAUCAUUUUUUACGCAGCAUCUCACCUAUUUUGGAAGUUUGAUUGUAGAUCUUACAUUAAAAAAUAUAAAACAAUAAUAAAAUAUUUUACUGUCUUUUUCCCACAGCAACAGAAUACCUGCAAUUUCCUUUGUUACCCCCGUUGAAAGAGUUCGUGUUUAAUUUCUGCUACAACACUUUUGGACAACACUAUUCCAUCUGCAACUACUGGAAUGGUGAGAAUGGGAGGGGUCUGCAAAUAUUUGAUAAGCAGAUAGUUGAGUAGAGUUAUUCUUCUGGUCCAAUUUGAAUAGUUUGUGCUCGACUUUAUAGAUGUUUGGCUCUACAUCAGCAGGCAGCAAGUGUCUGGUGUGUUCAUUCUUAUUCAGUAGCAAAUUUAAAGCCACCAGCAUCUGUAGCAGCCAUCUUAGCUUCUUUCAGAAGCCCAUCAUCAUAUUCAUCUGUCACUAAAUUGCUAAAUUGUAUAAACAGUCAUGAGUGGCCUGAUCAGCUCCAGGUCAGAUGGAAAUCUUUCUUGAUUCAUCUCCCGGAACAUAAGAAAGCUGCAGAUUACUCUGUUUCAUUGACAUUAAUAUCUACUUUACCUUACCUCCUGGUUUGUACGGUAGGUGUGUAAAGACCUGAAUCUUUCUCUGCAGACCCUCAUCGCAGGUCCAGGUACCAGAAGAGCAGCGCCUUUCUGGCCCCGAUUAAUGGUGACAGACCACAUGAAAAAAUGAAAGGUAAUGACUGAAGUACUUUAACAGGCCGUAGUUUUUCAUUUUUUUAGUACAGUAAAAAAGUAAAUUCAUGGAUUUCUCCUCAGUGUGGAAGAAAAACUUCCUGCGCAUCAAGAACCUGGUUCUGAUUGGAGGACCAGAUGAUGGCGUCAUAACACCGUGGCAGUCCAGGUUUUAACCCCAUCUAAGCUUUACAAAUAAAAAAAACUUCCUUAUCGCAAACAAUACAAUUUGUCCGAACAGGGAAACAAAACACCUCCUAUCAGUAAAUCACUUUCCAUGGAUUAAUAUCCAAAUGUUCCACUUAGAUUUGAGUUUUUCUAAACAGUUAAUAAUAAUGACUUUGAUAUUUAUUUUACUUUUUGGAUGAGCAUAAUUUAAUCUUUAUAAACUUAAGCUCGUGGCAAUGUCAUACUCAAUUGUACGUACUAGUCCUUUACAUUCCUUAACCAUUUGGCCUUUUUCACAGUAUGCGGAAGUUAGCAUUCUGUUCACUUCCGGUGUUAGCGUGUGGUGGAGCCACUCAGCAUCGCCCAUAGACGGCCAUUCAUUUGUCAAGAUAUUAACAAGCUCACUCCUCGUUUUUUUGACUGGUAAUGUCAAAUUUUAUGCUUUGUGCUGUUUUAUUAACUCAUGUUCUUCAUAAUACUGUCCGGAUUUUGUACUUUAUUAUUCGGGAAUUAUGUUUAAUAGGUCAUUACUGAAGAGCAAUGGUUACCAUUAUCAGAAAAUUUCCAGACCAAUAAACAUAAUUUCCGAAAAGUAAAGUACAAGAUCCGGACAAUAUUUUGAAGAACAAGAGUUGGUAAAACAGCACAUAGCAUAAAAUUUGACAUAACAUUUCAAAAAAACGAGUCGCGAGCUUGUUAAUAUCGUGAAAAAUGAAUGGCCGUCUAUGGGCGAUGCUAAGUGGCUCCACCACACGCUAACACCGGAAGUGAGCAGAUGCUGACUUCCGCGUACUGCGAAAAAGGUCUAUUGAGAAACUUUUGGGUUGUAUUGAAAUUGGCGCCCCCUUGUGGAUAAAAUGAUCCAUCCUUACCUGGUCUCCUACAUAUUUCAGCCGUUUUUAUUUUUAUUUUUACCGAAAAAAUUCAUCAUGCUGAUUUUUUUUCCAGCGAAAUGUUUCUUUAAUUGUGAAUAAUUUAUGGAAAUUUUGAAAAAACAGCUGUUUCGUCUUUCUCAAUCGACACUUUCCCCUUCUCACGAGUUUCAGGCAUUAAAAUUUAGGAUAUAAAAAUAGUCUGUUUUGUUGCUGAUGGCCUUGUAUGCUCUUGGAUGUCAUUAAAAAGACUUGAUGUGAAUUUCAGUGGGUUUCCCAAGAGUGAAAAACCCCUGUAUUACAUGGGUUAUAAAUAACUCGUUCAGCCAAAUUUAUAUAAACUUUUUAAUUUUCUCUUGUUGGGAAAUUUAAAAGCUCCUAAAUCAAAUUUACACUUUGAAAGUGUCUCAGAUCAAGUAGAAAUAGUUUCUAUUACACAGCCUUUAAUAUUUGUGUUUGGUGCAAAGGUUUCAUGUUAUCUGUACCUGGAAUGACUGUUUCCUCUUUUCUGCUCAGCCUCUUUGGAUUCUAUGACAAGAAGGAAAACAUGGUAGAAAUGAAGGACCAGAGGGUGAGUUUUAAACGAUCUAUCACUACAGUUUUUUCUCAAUUUACGCCCCUAUCACUUUAGUAUUACUGCAAAACCAGUCUGCAUGUGGCAGAUUUAGGUAACUUGUCUCUCUCUUUGUCUUUUUUCUCAAAGUUUUACAGGAAGGACUUGUUUGGACUGAAGACCCUGGAUGCUCGUGGGGGGAUAUCGACGUGUGUUCGCCCUGGGGUGCAGCACCUCUUGUGGCACUCAAACCUCACAGUGUUCAACGACUGCAUCGAGAAGUGGUUGACAUAA